UCUCUCAGCUCUUCAACCUUCACUUCUGCAGAAGUGAUGGAGGGGAGGGGUAAAACCCUCCGUUUGGGAUUAAAGCAGUGCUCAUAGAGCGUGUGUGCGCACUCAGCGGCAGCAGCAACAGUUCCUUCAACACGAAGUUCCCUCCACAGAGACUUCCAUGGCUAGAUAUAAGCCCUGGCUGCUGUGCUGCUUCAUCCUGGCUGGUCUGAUUUGCGCUGUCGCCGUCGUCUGCCUGUGCGUCGCCACGCUGGUGGACAGAGGAUGUCCGAGCGGCAGCUUCAGGCACGCAGCUGUGUCUGCAGACUCUCAGCUCUGCUCCGAGGUCGGCAGGGACAUCCUGCAGCAGGGGGGGUCAGCAGCAGAUGGCGCCAUUGCAGCUCUUCUGUGCACAUCUGUGGUCAACCCUCAGAGCAUGGGGAUUGGAGGAGGGUCUAUAAUUACCAUAAGAAAUAAAACAGGCAAUGUUGAAGUCUACAACUUCAGAGAAACGGUGCCGCAGACUUACAAGCCUGACCUGUUAAAGGACUGUCCCACCACAUUCAGAAUGAGCACAGGCCCCCAGUGGAUCGGCGUUCCUGGAGAGCUGCGGGGCUACUGGGCAGUUCACAAACAGUAUGGGAAGCUGCCUUGGGCCAAGCUGUUUGAGCCAACUAUUCGACUGGCCAGGGAGGGCAUCGACAUGCCGCCUUUUCUGGCAAACCUCCUGAACAACCCCCUUGUGAGAAAUCACGUGGAAAAGUCCUCUCUCUGUAAAGUUUUUUGCAACAAGAAUAAAACCAUCCUGGGCGAAAAUGACAUCCUGAAGUUUCCAAAACUUGCAGAAACCAUGGAAAUAAUAGCAAAACAAGGGGCAGAGGCCUUCUAUACCGGCAAGAUAGGACACGACUUAAUCGCAGACAUUAAAGCUACAGGUGGGACGUUAACAAUGGAGGAUCUGAAGUCCUUUAAGGUGCGGGUGGAGGUUGCGUGGACAGUUCCUCUGGGAGAUACUCAGAUGCACAUCCCUCCACCACCUGCCGGGGGCGCCAUCCUUGCCUUCAUCCUCAAACUGAUGAAAGGGUUCUCCUUGACUCCAAGCUCCCUGGAUGGUUACCAGAAGAUUCAGACGUACCAUCAUUAUAUUGAGGCAGCUAAAUUUGCUAAUGGGCAAAAGAGGAACAUUUUUGAUCCUGUCUUUAAUGGCAAAAAGGGCGCAGAUCAUUUGAUUGAUCCCUCCUUUAUCAAUCGCAUCAGGGAGAGGAUUCUUUCAAACACAUCCCAUGACAACUCCUACUACAACGUCAAGCCCUCCUCCGAUCAUGUGGGGACGACACACGUGUCCGUCCUGGAUGAAGACGGACUGGCCGUCUCCGCCACCAGCACAAUAAACCAAUUGUUUGGAGGAACCAUUUACUCUCCACGAACAGGCAUCAUCCUCAACAAUGAGCUGUCUGACUUCUGUCAGAGAGCAGACACAGUGAGGGCAGGCGAACAGCCUCCUUCCUCGAUGACUCCAGUGAUACUGGAGUCGAAGUCUGGAGGGCUCCUUGUGAUUGGCGGAUCGGGAGGAAGCAUGAUUACCUCGGCGGUGGCCUUGUCUAUAAUGAAUCGCCUGUGGCUGGGGAUGAAUCUGAAAGACGCCAUUGCUGCGCCCAUAGUGUUUGUUGAUUCCACGAACAAUGUGAAUUUUGAGCCCGGUUUUGACAAGUCUGUGAAAGAUGGCCUCAAAGAGCUUGGACACAAAUAUGGGGACUGGAAAUAUUUCUUCAAUGUUGUCAAUGCUGUGGAAAAGGAGAAUGGCUGCAUCGCAGCCGUAUCGGACAGCAGGAAGAGAGGGGUUUCAGCUGGAUACUGACAGUACAGAUCAUGUGGAAGCACCACCUUCCCAGCAAAACCCGCCCCAAAGACUAACUGACUCAACCUUUGACCUUAAGAACAAGGAAUGUGCCGAAAAUGUGACAACAGAAUGUGAGCAUUUUGGAGCUUGAGUUGUUUUCCUGGUGGAAAAGGAAGCUACUAGAUAAUUCUGGUUUAUCAAAACAAGUAUACUUGUUUUUGUAGUUUGGACCAUUACUAUUGAUUAGACAACGAUGUACUCACUAUGGAAACUGCAGAGAUCUUGGAAAUUUGCUCAAAUGUGUGAGAUGGGGCAAGAAACACAAGUGGUCAGAGGAUCAGACUGUCAAAAUCACUUCAUUGGAGGUAAACUCAAGAGGUUUUUUUCCAAAUUUAGUGCAAAAUUUUGCAAAAUCAAACGUUCUGUAUUUUCACUCAGGUUUUUCUGUCCACAAAUUGAAGAUGCACAAGAAAACAGGUGGAUGGAAAAGCGCUCACAAUAAUAAACAAUGUGCAAGCACAAAAGUUGUUGACAUUUUUGAACAGCAGUUUAAUCUUCACUCGCUGUCCACUUACCAGCUUUGUCUGCAGCUUUCACCUGCAGCUCACAGUCUUCAUCACCGCAUGGAGCUUGCUCAGUUGUCAUAACAAAUGAAAAGCCAGUGGACUUUGAUUUAAAUUGAAGUAGUUCUUAAUAUUCACCCCCUCGGUUAGCCAGAUAAAUCUGAUCAACCACAGGGACUGUUUAAAAACUGCUUUAUUAUCUGACUACUUGGUGUCUUCCCCCAUCACUCUUCUUUUUAGCAGUGUUGACAGAUCUUAGCAAAUAGCUAGGUGAGGGUGUUCCAGUAAACCUUGUCCUCUGUGUCCAUGCGACCGCCCCAUAUCCAAUCCCUUUCAGUCCAGCCAGAUGUCGCACACGCACCCUGAUGUCACGCAAACGACCAACGCACAGUAAGCACACUACGAGGCUGCCGCUCUCACUGCCAAGAUCUGCUUUUAUGAGGACUACACCUUCCUGACCAAAUGUGUUCGCGGCAUGAGCCAUAAAAGCGGAUCUACUGUCGUGUCCAACACAACCAAACUAAACGCUCUGUCGAGGGAAGUCUGUUGACAGUGAUGAGCGUUUUCAUUUCUGACUGAACGACCUAAUCCUAUGUAAGAAGUGUAUUCUGUAAAUGAGCCAUGUAGCCUUUUCAAAGUGACUGAAGUUGAAGGCUGUUGUGGGAUGUCAGCUGCCCAAACCGGGAACUUUUACUGUGACCUUAAAGAUUUUACUGUAUGUGAAAACACCCUGAGCAUACUGUGAUGUGUGUUCAGAGAUUAAGGAAAUCCUGUUAAAUUUCAGUUAAAAACAGAUCCACAAUGCACAAAGUGUAUUUUCACGCCACCGACAUAGAAUUUUGUAUUUUCUCUGUGUUUUGAUAUGUGAGACAUUUUUACAACUAUUAACUGUGAAUACCUGUGUUGUCAUAAUAAAACAUAUUAAAGCUUAA
Chelmon rostratus (copperband butterflyfish) is the source of this 3311-nucleotide messenger RNA. RefSeq names its product glutathione hydrolase 5 proenzyme-like. Gene Ontology annotation, molecular function: leukotriene-C(4) hydrolase activity; glutathione gamma-glutamate hydrolase. The coding region runs from base 158 to 1834 and encodes 558 amino acids. NCBI's taxonomy places the organism in Eukaryota, Metazoa, Chordata, Actinopteri, Chaetodontiformes, Chaetodontidae. The record is from RefSeq and is a predicted model, not a curated record. Gene Ontology annotation, biological process: leukotriene D4 biosynthetic process; glutathione catabolic process; inflammatory response. The transcript has 12 exons. Gene Ontology annotation, cellular component: plasma membrane.